Molecule: messenger RNA, 1158 nt
Organism: Penicillium paradoxum
Lineage: Eukaryota; Fungi; Ascomycota; Eurotiomycetes; Eurotiales; Aspergillaceae
Product: metallophosphatase domain-containing protein
Exons: 2
Coding region: 1-1158 (385 amino acids)
Molecular function (GO): hydrolase activity
Source: RefSeq, a predicted model, not a curated record
AUGCAACGAAAGACGCGUUUUGUCUGCGUAUCCGACACACAUGGGUAUACGCCAUCUGAAGCAGGCUUCAAGCUCCCAGCCGGGGAUGUCCUGAUUCAUGCAGGCGAUUUGACUAACAAUGGGAGCCUAAAAGAGCUCCGCAGGACAAUGGACUGGAUAUCCAAAGCCGACUUUGAAAUCAAGAUCAUAGUUGGUGGCAACCACGACGUCACAUUGGACCCAGCGUUCUAUAGCAAGCACGGACAAAGCUUUCACGGCCAGCAACUCGAAGAUCCACAGCAUUGCCUAGAACUUAUCAAGGAGUCCCCCUCGGUUGUUCUGCUUAACCACGAGCCCGCUCUAGUUUGUUUGACGCGAGCGGACGGACCAAAUACGGUAUUCAAAAUCUUCGGAUCCCCAUACUCGCAGUUCCAUGGAAACUGGGCGUUUGGAUACGAGCAAAGUAAUGCUGCUGAGCUUUGGAGCCAAAUACCACUCGAUACAGACAUCAUCGUUACGCAUACACCACCACAAUCUCACUGCGACCAGAAACCGGACGGCACGUUCGUUGGGUGUGAGGCGCUUCGCAGUGCAUUGAGCCUCAUCAGGCCGCAUUUAGUUGUUUGCGGUCAUGUGCAUGAGGGACGAGGGUGCGAACGCGUUCGCUGGCGAGGCGAACUUGCCAAUAUAGAGACCGACGCAGAAAUACAGACAAAUUUUAACUCAGUUUACCGCAUUACCCGAAGCACUCUGCCACCUGUGGGCAGCAAAAAACAGAGUCUGAUAGAUCUGACUGGCAAACGGAAUGAACGAUUAGACAAUGAGGGAUUUUCGCGCCCUGAUCAAAAACAGUCUGAUCUGCCAGUGACAGGACUGAUGGCCUCAGCCUCGGCAGGGCUAGAGUCACCCGCAGGGGCUUCUCAAAAGACAUGUCCACGAAAUUUCCCGAGCACCCAUCCGUCCCCGGGUGCGGGUAGCCCUGGCUUCGGUACCCGCGAUUUCCAUUUCGCCUCGCAAACGCUCAGAAAGGAGACCUGCAUUGUCAACGCCGCUGUUGUGGCCACUAGUUGGCCGCACCAGGGGGCAAACGAUUCAACUCGCCGAUUGUGGUGGAUCUUGAGCUUCCUGUGUGGCAGGACAGCCACGCGGUUGCGAGCGGGUGAUUUCCAAUGUGUCUGA